Messenger RNA from Quercus robur (English oak), 915 nucleotides. RefSeq lists its product as uncharacterized. NCBI's taxonomy places the organism in Eukaryota, Viridiplantae, Streptophyta, Magnoliopsida, Fagales, Fagaceae. The record is from RefSeq and is a predicted model, not a curated record. The coding region runs from base 1 to 915 and encodes 304 amino acids. The transcript is spliced from 2 exons.
AUGGAUUUGGGUCGUGACAUGGCCAUAUCACAUCUUGGCGCUAUCAAGUCAGACCACACUCCCAUUCUCUUAGACUCUCGUCCCACUGACUCCUUUGCUCAUCGGCCUUUCCGCUUUGAAGCUGCUUGGACUAGAGACCCAAGAUGUUAUGAAGUCAUUGACAAUGCUUGGAGUGUCGAAGCCAAUGGCUCUGAGUUAAUAAUAUUGUGCAAAAGGCAGGAGGCCACAAGAUCAGCUCUUAGGAAAUGGAACAAAGAGGUUUUCGAGAAGUGUCAAGACAAGAUUAGCACCAUCCUUCGUGAGGUAAAAUUGAUCCAAGAUAGGGACAGCUCUGAUAAUAAUGGUUCUAACGAAAGCAAACUACAAGCUAAGCUUUCAGAGUGGCUUAUUAGAAGCGAAAUUUUUUGGCGCCAAAAAUCCAAGGAACUGUGGUUGAAACAUGGUGAUAAAAACUCCAAAUUCUUCCAUUUGUCUACUAUCAUUCAAAGGAGGAGAAAUAACAUUGAUGCUAUUAAAGCAAAAAAUGGUUCUUGCAUAUACCACUGGCCUAUUGUUGGAGAGACUGUGACAAAAGCUGUUACGUCUUUCUUUGUUUAUGGUGUCAUGCCCAAAGAAGUCAACAACUCCCUAAUUGUUUUGAUCCCAAAGUCUCAAUGUCCAAUAUCCUUCAACAAUUUCAAACCAAUAAGCCUAUGCAACGUUGUGUAUAAGGUUAUUUCCAAACUGCUGAUGGCCAAACUCAGACCUUUACUUCACAAGAUUAUCUCACCUUGCCAAUCUACUUUCCUACGUGGAAGAUGGAUCAUUGAGAAUCAAGUGUUGGUCCAAGAAUUGUUGCAUAGCUUUAAAACAAGGAAGGUAAAGGCUGGUCUCAUGGCUGUAAAACUAGAUUUACAGAAGGCCUAUGAUAGGUGA